This is a messenger RNA of Penicillium bovifimosum, 1314 nucleotides long. RefSeq lists its product as uncharacterized. Bases 1 to 1314 code for a protein of 437 amino acids. NCBI's taxonomy places the organism in Eukaryota, Fungi, Ascomycota, Eurotiomycetes, Eurotiales, Aspergillaceae. The record is from RefSeq and is a predicted model, not a curated record. The transcript has 2 exons.
AUGCUCACUCAACGCCCCUCAUUCCGCUUCCUGGCCAUCGGCGCCGGGGUGUGCCUCCUCCUUCUUACAUUCUUCGUCUUCGGUACCGACACAUCCCGCGGUCUUUCCUCAAAAUAUAUCAUAAAACCAUACCCAAGACAGCAAUAUUGUGCCCCGCCUGUGAACUCGUCUGCGGGGUGGGAGUUUGUCGUUGAGCGGGAUGGGAACAACCACGGGCUCAGCGAGGAGCAGUGCCGCAUUGCUUUUCCCAAGUUAUAUCUGGAGAUUGACAAGUCCUCUUCAUUGAGGACUGAUAAGCGAGUUUCCUACACGGAGCUCAACUCACGGACGGUCGACGAUGGCAUGAUGCGGGGAAUCAUUGAUCGUGGGGAGUUAUAUAUCGUUGAAUAUGCCCCAAUGCCCGUUACAGCUACUAGAGCACGCGCUACACUCAGCUCCCUUCACCGCGCCCUGACAGCAUUCCCCGACCGCCACCUCCUACCGAGCAUCGAAUUCAUCUUCACAUCAGAAGACUUCGCAGAGGACACAACAGGCCCAAGCCCCAUCUGGGCAUACUCCAAGCGCGACUCAGACACUUCAGUAUGGCUAAUGCCCGACUUCGGAUACUGGGCCUGGCCGGAAGUGCAUAUCGGACCGUACCACGAAGUCCGCCGCCGCAUAGCCGCAAUCGACGACGGUGAGACCGCCGCAGACGGUGCGCACGUACUGGGUCUGCAAUUCAAGGAAAAGAAGAAGCAGCUCGUGUGGCGGGGCAGUCUGGCAACUAAUCCGCCCGUGCGGACCAAGCUGCUCAAGUCCGUCCAGGGUCGUAGUUGGGCUAGCGUGCGUGUCAUUGAUUGGGACGAUGAAAAUGAUAUUCGGUUCAAUCUCCUGCCUAUUGAGGAUCACUGUCGGUAUAUGUUCCUCGCGCACACCGAGGGUCGGAGCUUCUCUGGCAGAGGCAAAUAUCUUCUUAACUGUCGGUCGGUUGUCAUAUCGCAUCCGCUUCAAUGGCGCGAGGCUCAUCAUGCUGCGUUGGUUGCUUCUGGUCCGGAUGCGAACUAUGUUGAGGUUGACGGGGAUUGGUCUAAUUUACCGCAAAAGAUCGAUUAUCUCAUUGAUCACCCGGAUACUGCGGAGCGUAUUGCGAAUAAUGCCGUGCGCACUUUCCGAGAUCGCUACCUUACUCCCGCUGCGGAGUCAUGCUACUGGCGCCAGUUGAUCAGACAGUACUCUGCGGCUUGUGAUUUUGAGCCUGUGUUGUUUUCGACUGACAGGGAUGGGAAGACUCGGCCUCGGGGUGUUCCUUACGAUACUUGGCUACUCACGCAUUGA